CCCUGUCUUCUGGUUCUCUUGGGCUGACUGCCAUCUCUUCUUCGCAGAGCUGGAAAACGCUUGCCACCAGCCAUGUGCCCCUGCUGCAGCUGGAGGGAUAUAUGCAAAUAUGAGACCGCCAAGGUCAUUCGUGUUCAAAGCAUGACCUAUGGGACUAUAAGAUGGACCCUCUGUAUGAUAGUCUUCCUCUACGUUUGCUUGGCCUUGGUGAGUGACAAGCUGUAUCAGCGGAAAGAACCCCUCAUCAGCUCAGUGCAAACCAAAGUGAAAGGCAUAGCAGAGGUGAAGGAUGGGAACGCCAAGAUGAAAGUGAUGGACACAGCCGAUUACACGUUUCCUUUGCAGGGAAACUCAUUCUUUGUGAUGACUAACUUCAUAGCCACAGAAGGCCAGACACAAGGACUUUGUCCCGAGUACCCCACCCGUAGGACUCUCUGUUCCAAUGACUGGGGGUGUCAAAAAGGGAGGAAGGACCCACUGAGUAAAGGGAUUCAGACAGGAAAGUGUGUGCAGUACAAUGCAACCCGAAAGACCUGCGAGGUCUCUGCCUGGUGCCCCGUAGAACUAGAAAGAGAUCCUCCUCGGCCAGCUCUUCUAAUUAGUGCUGAAAACUUCACUGUGCUCAUUAAGAACAACAUUGAUUUCCCAGGCCACAACUAUACCACAAGAAACAUUUUACCAGGAGUCAAUAUUACUUGUACAUUUCAUAAGACUCGGAAUCCGCAGUGUCCAAUCUUCCGGCUAGGAGAUAUCUUCCAAGAAGUAGGAGAAAAUUUUUCUGACGUGGCCGUGCAGGGUGGAAUUAUGGGCAUUGAGAUCUACUGGGACUGCAACUUAGACCGGUGGUUCCAUUCCUGCCGUCCAAAGUAUAGUUUCCGUCGUCUUGAUGACAGAACCACCAUCGAGUCCUUGUAUCCCGGCAAUAACUUCAGAUUUGCCAGAUAUUAUAUGGAAGGAAAUACAGAAAAACGAAAUCUGAUCAAAGCUUUCGGAAUCCGGUUUGACAUUCUGGUCUUCGGCACAGGAGGAAAAUUUGACUUUAUCCAAGUGGUCGUGUACAUUGGAUCAACUCUCUCCUAUUUCGGUUUGGCCACAGUGUUCAUCGAUUUUCUCAUUGAUACGUACUCAAGUACCUGUUGCCGAUCUCGUGUUUAUCGCUGCUGUCCGGUCUGUGAGCCCUGUGGGGUCAAUGAGUACUACUACAGGAAGAAGUGUGAGACCAUUGAGGAGCCCAAACCGACUUUAAAGUAUGUGUCCUUUGUGGAUGAACCCUACAUUCGAAUGGUGGACCAGCAGUUGUUGGGGAAAAGUCUGCAAGAAAUGGAAGGUGAAGAGGUUCCAAGACCCCGAAGGGAUUUCACAGACUUGGCCAAGCUGUCCCCACCACCACACCCUGACUCCAGCCCCAGCCCUGCAGCCCCAGAAGAAAUGCAGCUUCUUAAAGGAAAGCCAAGGCUUCCAUCCCCAGCAAGGCCCAAGUGGUGCAGCUGUGGACAGUGCCGCCCAUCCCAACUGCCAGAAAGCAGCAAGGUCAUAGAGGAGCUCUGCUGCCGCAAGAAGGAGGGUCCCUGCAUCACCACCUCAGCCCUUUUUGAGGAGCUGGUCCUCUCCAGGGCCACCCUGCGCUUCAGCUUGCUCUACCAAGAGCCCUUGCUGGAGAUGGAUGCAGACGCCUUGAAUGACCAGCUCCGUCACUGUGCCUACAGGCGCUACGUUGACUGGCGCUUUGGCUCCGAGGACAUGGCCGCCUUUGCUAUUCUGCCCAGCUGCUGCCGGUGGAAGAUCCGGGAACGAUUUCCCAAGAAGGAUGGAAAGUACGCUGGCUUUAAGAACCCUUCCCCAUACACAUAUUUGAAUUAACAAAGCCACUAAAAUUGGUUCCUUUCAUCUUUAACCUUCUUGAGCUUCUGGGAGAAAGAUCUGAGAGGUCCACCUUGGAGUAUAGAAACCUCCUUUCUUGCCUUGAACCUCUGCAGGUAUAGGGAGGGAGCAGCCUGACCUAGGAGAAAGAAGUCUGGUGGAAAGCCUGAGCUCCCUCUAGGAAGGUAACUCCCCACCAGCCAGGCACUUAGCCUUAGUGCCUCAGUUUCUUCAUCUGGGAAAUUAUAACAAAAACCUGCCCUGCCAAUCCAAAGAGACCUUUUGAGGAUAAAAUAAGACUCUAUAAAUGAAAAUGUUUUGGAAAAGGUUAAAUGUGCCAUAAAAGCGUGCACUAUUGUUAUUCUGUAAGAAUAGGAAUGGUAACCAACACGGAGUCCGAAUAAUGUAGGUCUAAGUACUGAAUCCUGGGUUCAUAGAUUUAGAGACUAUCCUCCAGGUUAGAUCCUUUGAUUCCAUCUCUAGAAUGAAUGAAGGGAGAAGCAUUUAUUAAGCACUCACUGUGUGCUAAGUGCUAGGGAUACAAAUACCAGAAAAAAAGAGUUUUUGAGAAACUUACAUUCUAAUUAGGAAGACCACACAAAUCGGGAGUAGGAAAUGAAGGGACAUGCACGCACUGUGCCAGGGCUGGAAAUGGCCAGGAAGUAUGCCCUGUUCCAGGCAAAAUCAGGCAAAAGUUCACCUAUCUAAGCCUGGAAUUCUACAGGCGGAGUCUGAGUUUGGUAGAAGGGUGAUGAAGAAGAUGGUCAGGGUACAGGAGGCGUAAUUUGGAAAUGACUAGGAGGUAACCAACCAUCUCUCCUCUCUGUUCCCUCACCUCCACUCUCAUGGCCACCCCACCUCAUUUAGACCCUCAUCACCGUGCCCCUGGACUAUACCAAUAGCUUCUUAAUCAACCUCCAGUCUCUCUUCACUCCAAUCUAUACUCUACACAGUUAACAAUUUGAGAUUCUUAAAGUAUAGCUCUGAUCAUGUCAUUUCCCUCUAGGAUAGUGGUUUCCAAUUUUUUUUUGUUUUGUGAACCCCUUUUUUUAACAACAAAAAAUGGGUUGUGAGCCCCUGGGGUAAUUUAAUACAGUGCUCAUAAUACUCUUUACAAUUAUUUACUGCUUAAGUCAUGGAGCAUCAUUGCAAACUUCUAAGGUAUUCCCCAACUAUUCAAUGGAAACUACUGUCCUAGGAUCAUGUGUGAACUCCUCUGGCCUUUAAACCCUUCACAAUCGAUUUCAACCUAUCUUCCCAGAUUUAAUCUCUCUCUCUCUCUCUCUCUCUCAUCGGGGUUAAGUGACUUACCUAGGAUCACACAACUAAUAAGUCUG
Molecule: messenger RNA, 3197 nt
Organism: Vombatus ursinus (common wombat)
Lineage: Eukaryota; Metazoa; Chordata; Mammalia; Diprotodontia; Vombatidae
Product: P2X purinoceptor 7-like
Exons: 13
Coding region: 73-1860 (595 amino acids)
Biological process (GO): response to ATP; monoatomic cation transmembrane transport
Cellular component (GO): nuclear inner membrane; plasma membrane
Molecular function (GO): purinergic nucleotide receptor activity; extracellularly ATP-gated monoatomic cation channel activity; ATP binding
Source: RefSeq, a predicted model, not a curated record